AUGGCACAAGAACUCUGGUCCAUCCCCAAACCCUACAACCCCAUGCCCGAGUUCUUUGAGUUCCGGCUCUUCCAUAUCCGCAUCCAGGGGUGCGACAUCGACCUCUCUCCCCCCUGCCUCACUCUUUGCUACGUCGUGUAUGAACCCUAUCAACACCUUGAGAUCAAUAGCACCAAAUCGAACAACUGGUUGGGGUAUGGCUGGUCGGGGUCCAUGCCCCUUCACCAGACCCGCAUCGACCAAGAAGGGUCAGCAGUCACAUACGCAAGCAUCGACUGUGUCAAAAUCAAUGAGUAUGGCGUCGAAUGCGAAAUCUUUGACGGGGACCUGGCGGUGGCACUGGCAAGCUUAGGAAUGUGGUGGUGCGACUUGAAGGCGAUGCAGGAAAUGGGGUUGGAGACGGACAUGAUUUUGAAACCUAGGUUCACCCUGCAGUUGUGCCCACAGUUGCCGCUUCCGGAGUUCAUAAAGAGAAAGGAAGGGGUUUCGGUGCAUCCAUCAAUGGAGGUUUACAUGACCGGAUGCUGCGGAGACGACGUGCCAGAGGCAAUUACUAGGACCAAGCCGAUAAUUUAUGAUUCCGAAAAGGUUACUUAA
Syzygium oleosum is the source of this 597-nucleotide messenger RNA. RefSeq lists its product as uncharacterized. The transcript has a single exon. Bases 1 to 597 code for a protein of 198 amino acids. The record is from RefSeq and is a predicted model, not a curated record. Lineage: Eukaryota; Viridiplantae; Streptophyta; Magnoliopsida; Myrtales; Myrtaceae.